Neopelma chrysocephalum (saffron-crested tyrant-manakin) is the source of this 5458-nucleotide messenger RNA. Its product is annotated as protein fantom-like. Gene Ontology annotation, molecular function: thromboxane A2 receptor binding; excinuclease ABC activity. Lineage: Eukaryota; Metazoa; Chordata; Aves; Passeriformes; Pipridae. Gene Ontology annotation, cellular component: photoreceptor connecting cilium. Gene Ontology annotation, biological process: non-motile cilium assembly; retinal rod cell development. Bases 1221 to 4493 code for a protein of 1090 amino acids. The record is from RefSeq and is a predicted model, not a curated record. The transcript has 23 exons.
GCAUUUGUUCCACAGUAAAGAAAAAUGGGUUCAGGUUUUUAUGAACAGUUAAAGCUGGAAAUAAUACUAAAUUUUAGUGAAAAGAAUUGAAAGCAAGACUGACUUGUUGGAAACUAAACUUCCAUUAAUAACCUUUUUGUUCCUUUUGGACAGAGCCCUAAGGACACUUGUUUAUGACAGAAGAAAGGCAUUGCUCUAGCAGCAGUUUUGACUAUGAUAAAAUUAACAGAUAUUUCAUGGAAUGUCUGUGUAGCUUCUGUCCACUGGUGCAGGUCUUUAGUAACAUCACUGUUAAUUUCCCAAUAUGUUCCUAGAUAUUUUUCAAUUCCCCAAGGGUUUGUAUCACCUCAAGAGUGUAACAAUAGUGGGGGGAAAAGGCUGUCCAAAGGACUUUAUGUUUCUCCUUAUCUUGCUGUUUCAGCAUUACUUGAAUCUCUGGCCAGCAACUAAUUUUCUGCACUGGAAGACAAGAAGGAAACAGCAGUUGUUAACAAGUAUCUUCAUAUAUUACUCUGAAACAAAUAUAGUACUUCCUCACAUUAAUACUUUCUUAAUCUCACUUUGUCAUGUGACUAAACUUUCUGCUGCCUCAAGAAAGAAAUGUCUUGGUAUUUAUGAGAAUCGUUCAUAGGAGUGUCUCUAUCUUAAAAAGUAGUUUCUCUAAUGACAAUGAUUGCAAGAAGAUUAAGAGAAUGGCAGGCAUGGAAAUGACUCCAUAACCCCCAGUACCUUGGUUUCAGAGUCCCACUGAAAAUGUGGAAGAUGGCAUUAGUUACCCCCAGUUGAUGCCUCAAGCUUUGACCUGUCUUAAAAUGAAUAAAUAGUUAAAAAAACCCUCCAAACCCCAAACAAAAAACCAAAAGAAAUCUCCACAGGUUCUCCUCCCCCAUCUAUUUGGAAAUGUGGCCUUAGCCCAAAGAUUUCUGAAGACAACAAUUAUAAUUCUGCAUUUACAACUGGAGCUAUUGUGUAACAAAAAAGCUGUGUUUUGUACAUGGAUUAAAGCUAGCAUAACGUGAAACUUCAAAGUUUAGAUUGUCCUCUGAGCAAUCCAGUUGAGAUAGAAGCAUUUAUAGUAAUGUAGGAGUUUGUUAUUUCAGUGAAUCUGUCAUUACUUUUGUCAUUGUUUUAUAGGAUGUAUUGUAGUUCAUUCUGGUCUCACAGUUUAAAUUGCAGAUGGAGAAUUAUGUCAUUUGAAUUUUGUUCCUGGUAGAUAAGCCAUGCCUGUCUCAGCUGAUGAAACUGGGGGGGACCCAGCUAUGGGAGAUACAGGUCAAACUCCAGCUGGAACUGAAGGACUACAAGAAUCAUCAACUGCCCAGAAUGUGAAAGCUCGACAAGCUGUGUCACGGAUCAGUCGAGAGGAACUGGAAGACAGAUUUCUUCGGAUAAGCGACGACCACAUCCUACUCAAGCAGCAUGCAAACAAGCAGGAGGAAAAAAUUAAAAGAAUGACCACCAAAUUAAUGCGGCUUGUUAAUGAUAAAAGAAAAUCUGAUCAGGUUGGUGGUGGGCCCAGGCGGCUGGGUCAGGCUCUGGAGCUGGAGGAGACGAUUGAGCAUUUGCAAGAAAGAGUUCGUGAGCUCGAGAAACAAAACGAGAACCUGCGCAACAAACUCAUUUCAACCAAACAGCAGCUGCAGAUCCAAGGCCACAGGCCUUGUCCCUACGGCCACGUUCAAUCUCGUGUCAACACCGGGCUCAAAAAAGGGAAUGAGGCUUCUGGCACCCCAGAGCACGCAAAGAAAGGAAUGAGACUUCAGAAUCUAGAAGUGAGAUCAUCUGACCUCGUGCUCCCAAAAUAUGGACAGAGUCUGCUUGAGGAUUCAAGGGCUGAAAUAAGAAAUUUGGAGACCGUGAUUGACUCCCAAAGGAAACACAUAGAGGAACUAGAACAUGCCAGAGAGAUUCUUGUGAGUCAACUGAGGAGGAAAGAAAAGGAGAUUGAAGACUCUCUCCAACGGCUGAAAGAGCAAGGCACAGCAAGCCAAAGGCUAAACAUUCAGGACAAUGUAGAAAUGAUCAAGGUCCGUAAACAGCUGGUUGAGAAAAGCAAUGCUCUUUCAGCUAUGGAAGGAAAAUUUCUCCAGCUUCAAGAGAACCUAAAGAAUUUGAGGACCAACCACGACGCUUUAUUAGCAAAAGGUGAUGAACUGAAUGCACAGCUUAAAGAGGAAAGGUUAAAGUGCUUCCAUCUUCAAAAAGAAUUGCAAUCAGUAACUAUUUCAAACAGGAGGACAGAAGAGUUACAGGAAAGAAUAAAUUAUCUAGAAAAAGAGAAUGAACUCUUGAAGGAAAACUAUGAUAAGCUGCAUAAUAGUGUCUUCAGCCUGCCCUUUGACCAGCAAUGGAAAUCAAAGGAGCAGCAACUGAAACUGCAGAUUGCUAAACUAGAGACGGCUAUCAAAUCUGAUUUAGCAGACAAAAAUGAAAUCCUUGACAAGAUUAAAGUAGAAAGAGACCAAAAGGAAAAGCUGAUGCAAGACAACAAGGACCUGCAGUUAUGCUACCUGGAACAAAAGCAGCAACUAGAUGAUCUGAAAAAUCAAGUAAAGUUUUUGACCAAGUUUCAGGAAAGUGAUGUUGAUGUGGCAGAACUCAAUGAAGCUCUCUUGCUUAUAAAGGAUCGAAAGCAGCAGAAGAAUGGGGACUCUCUGUUUUUGGAAAAACCAGAAGAUGAUAUCCAUAAAGAUUCAGAACACUCCAUGAGGGAGCUGCAAUUAACACAUGCAGAAACAGUGCAAGAACUUGAAAAGACAAGGAAUAUGUUAAUUAUGCAGCACAAAAUUAGCAAAGAUUACCAGACUGAAGUAGAAACAAUGACUAAAAAGAUGGAAAGGACACAGAAAGACUACGAGUUAAAACUGGAACAGUAUUCCCACCUUCUUGAUAUUAGAGCUGCACGUAUCAGAAAACUAGAAGCCCAACUAAGAGAUAUUGUCUAUGAUGCAAAAGCACCUAAGUCCAGACCAGAAAUAUCGCCAGGUGAUCCCAUGGAUGGAUUUGUUGAAACCAUUCAUUUAGAGAAAGGAGAGAACCUUUUUGAAAUUCAUAUCAGCAAAGUGACCUUCUCUCCUGAAGCCCUGCACGCCUUUGGUGACCAGGAACCUGCAACUUUCUGUACUUAUGCAUUCUAUGACUUUGAACUUCAGAUAAGCCCAGUAGUCCGUGGAGGUGCCCCAUCAUAUGACUUCACUUCUCAGUACCUGGUGCAGGCUGAUGACACCUUCUGUCACUACAUCCAGCAAAACAGCAUCACCCUGGAGCUUCACCGCGCCUACGGCGUCGAUUAUGAAACGGUCGCUGCCUGUCAGCUCAACUUCCAGGAAAUCUUGGAGAAAAACGGGAAGAUCUACAGCACAGCCAAUUUAGUUGGAAAAACAGGACAUGUUCAAAAUUACGGUACCAUAGAAUACUGGGUCAGGUUACAAGUUCCUAUGGAUCAAGCUAUUAUUCCUUACAAACAGACAUCCAAUUUUAGGGAACAUGAACAACCAUCCCAGAAACCAACCCCCAAACGGAGGCAGCGAGCAGCACAAGCAGACAGGAGAGUCUCUUUUCUGGACCUCAAUGCAAUACAGGGAGGAGGUGUGGUACAGGAGGUUAAACAGCCAUCAGAUGAUCAGGUGAAGGAGAUGGCUGAAGAAAUUCAACAGGGAAAAGAAGAGCUCUCACAUCUCUCUGAGCAGCAGUUACCUGACCAAACAUCAGUUCCUUCUGCAGAUGAGACAGAAGUAACUGAAGAACUGGAGCCAGAAGAUCAAGAGGAUAGACAAGAGGAUGAUGCUGUUGAAUCAAUAAAAACUGACAGUGAUGACUGUAUUAUUUCAAGUCCAGUAUCCACAAAUAUUAAACAGCUGAAUCAGAGUAUAUAUGGCAAUUUGGAAGCGGAAAAAAUCCGGAUUAAAAUCACCUCACUUGGUCUGACUGAGUCCCGAAUUACAUCAGAUGAAACAAUACAGCAGCUGUUUGUGGAAUGCAGAUUAAACAAUUUCCUUGCAGAGGAGACCCCACUGUCACUUCCAAAACCAACAGGUGGUCAGAGGAUUCACUACAACUACAGCACUGUGAUAAAUGUGGAUAAGACACAUAAUCAUGCAGAGAGAGAGUAUCUCAAGUCGAUUCUUCUGAAGCCAGAUCCACCUGCUGACAGCCUAAAAUUUACAGUGGUCAGUGAUCCCCCAGAAGACGAACAGGAUCUUGAAUGUGAGGAUAUUGGUUUUGCCUAUGUCAGUCUGAAAGAGAUAUUCCAGAAGCAAAGAGAUAUCAUUGAACAAGAUAUUGAUGUUUUCGAUUCCCAAGAUGCCAGUGCAGUGAUUGGGAAGCUCACAGUGACAGUGGAGGCUCUCCAAGCCCUGCGUUCGGUCUGUGAGGAAUGCAGGAAACAGUGGCUUCCCAGACUACUUGAUUCUCGAGACCAAAGGCAAAUGUAUUUUGUGGCACAUAGGCUGGAAGGGGGACCAAAACUGGCUAUUAAUAAUCACACACAUUAGUUAAGCACAAGUCACACAGUGACAUUUAUUCUUUGAUUCCUCAGAAAAGAACAAUAAUUAAGUGGAACUGGCCAGUGAGCUUGUUCUGUUAGUGACCCCAGAGGCUGGGGAAGAGGGACCUUGUGACUGCUGUUAGACAAACAAAGGCAUCAAAAGGAAACACCCCUGGCUUUACCAUAAAUGUGUUGCAACCGCUGCCACAGCUCAGCCUGAAGUUCUGCCUGGGCUGACAUCGUGUCUUCUGCUCUUGGAUGAAAACAGCAGAUGCUAAAAGCUGUUGUAUAAAGAAGCCUCUGGUGAAAUGAAAUGGGAACUCAGACACUAUGCAGUUGUUCUUCUCAUGUUUUCAUUCUGUCCACUCUCCUCUACAGCAGUCUCAAAGUGCCAGUUGGGGAUUGAGUUUGGAACUGAAGCUCAAGAACCAUCUACUCAGAAUUCACUGAUUAUGUUGUUUCCUGUUACUGUAUCUGACACAAGUGACAAGAGUAGCGUUUUUUACAUCCCCUGAAUCACAAAGGAUUUCAAAAUUGGUUUAUGUGACAUGACUCUCUUCCUGCUCCCUCGCUACAGUAGCAUAAAUUGGGAUACCAUUGCACAGGGCCAGGGCAAAGCCUGGGAUUUGUGUCAGUAAGUGGCAGAUAUUAAAGCACAAAUGCUUUGGGGCAGAAGCCAGAGCAGUGCUUAGGAAGUCAUGGCAAGAGAGGGAUCCCUGCUGUUGAGAAGGGUCACUCCUGGGAAGUGGAUUAAAGAGAAAUACCUGAAUGGCUGUUUUAUGAUGCAAAAGAACAAAGUGUAGAUAUUUUUCUCUCUGAUGUUCUGGACCAUUUCAGUGACAAACACCAAUGGGUUCUCAUGGCCACCCACAGGUUAAAUCAAAUGAAGUCCUAUUCCCAAACACAUCUGUGAUGCAGACAUGCAUCCCAGGAAGCACUAUGUCCCCCUGACCCAAUUCCCAUGCAGACAGA